AGUAGAUCCCGCCAUUGGACUUGCCAAAUUCCAGACGAGCUCAAGAUGCGGCUCCCAAGAGGUUGUACGCUGCCGGUGCGCGCAGCUUCGAGCUCGAGACACUUUUCUGCUUCGGUACUAUGUCAGGUUGCGCGCCGGUCGCCCAAAUUUUUACUGCGCGAGGAAGAUCGCCUCGACGUUGACUUCGAAGCAGACUUCGAGGAUGAACCCAUCCCCAACGACACGUCCUCCGCUGGUCAUAUCCUUCUGCAGCAGCAGCGGCAGACCCUAUAUUACAUGCGUCUCAUUGAACAUGAAAUGCCAAAGCUCGUCGCGUUCCGGAAACCCUUCAACCCUCCCCCAUUAGAAGCGACCCCUCUAGUCGUUCGCUCCAUAUCCUAUGGAGGUGAAGAGCACCCCGCUAGCGUGAAGAGAAGCAUAGUCGUACCGGUGUCCAAGCUACCCUUGAAGAAUGACAUCGCUAUCCAUAAAAUGAAGUUGCUGGCGGGUGUGCGCUGGAGUCCCGAACCUCCUCGGGACGCUGGGAUAUCGCCCUCUGAAAACGCCGGGGACCAUGGGUAUAUCAAAAUAUCAUGCGAAGACUUCCCUAAGCCAGCCAUGAACCUGAAGUGGGUCAGCGAUACCUUGGACAGGUUGAUCGACGAGGCCAACAACAAUGAACGAUUUGCUGACAUUCCUCUUGAUACGAGACAUCUGGAUGCCAAGGCCCAGAAGACCAACAAGGGUGGGCGAGGAGCACAGAAAGGCAGGCAUCCGUCCAUUAGAGACUUCCCACAGGAAUGGCUGCCGUCACCAAGGCAGAUCCAGUCUGCUCCGCCACAGGCUGCCUCCACGGCUUAGACAGAGUACUUCGCUGUAUUUCUUGUGCCGGCUGGUCAUGCGUUGCUAUCUUUACUUUAUUUCGAAGGAGCUGCGACACCCUGCUCUUCAUUUUGACUGUUUGACGGC
Molecule: messenger RNA, 948 nt
Organism: Gloeophyllum trabeum ATCC 11539
Lineage: Eukaryota; Fungi; Basidiomycota; Agaricomycetes; Gloeophyllales; Gloeophyllaceae
Exons: 3
Coding region: 46-840 (264 amino acids)
Biological process (GO): mitochondrial translation
Cellular component (GO): mitochondrial small ribosomal subunit
Molecular function (GO): structural constituent of ribosome
Source: RefSeq, a predicted model, not a curated record